Messenger RNA from Auanema sp. JU1783, 4407 nucleotides. Lineage: Eukaryota; Metazoa; Nematoda; Chromadorea; Rhabditida; Rhabditidae. The record is from the annotation of a GenBank genome assembly.
AUGUGGCUUCUAGCAAGCUGCCUACUCUUAGUGGGAAGUUAUGCUGCUGAUUCUUCUGGUAAAGCCGUGACCGUUACUCUGAAUGCCAAAUGGGGUUCAACAGCUCUGAUUGCCGAAACAAGUGAGUUUGUGGCUCAAGAAAGUAAUAAGACUUUCUGGGAUUUUGUUCAAUUGAUUUCGGAGAAGACUGAAACGCAAAACUGGGAAAGCUUAACUCAAGAGAAGAAGUAUGACUUGGCUUUGAAAAAAGCAGCCACAGUCCUAGGUGAAUCUUCUAUGGAUAUCCUACGUCUCUCGCUUUCAUUGAGAUCAUUUUCUCCUAUUGUUCAGUUAUUCCAACAGAUUGGCUCCGAGUAUAAGAACAUCUCAUGCUCAGCAUUCUUUGACGUUCAUGGAAAAGUUGGAUGUUCAGCUGGAGAUUUGAUUAAAGCUGUUGAAGACGCCGGUUCCAAACGACCCGAGCUGUUAUCAGUUGAUCAUAUCUUCCCUUCUUCUCAUGACAGCAAAGUAGUAACAAUUGUUUAUGGAGACGUAGGCUCACCAGAAUGGAGGGAACUUCAUCGUCAAGCGAGAACACUAGUGAAAGAUGGAAAAACUCAAUAUGUUUUACGUCAUUAUAAUAACGCGGAAAACUUGGAGAAAGUAUCACUGUCCGGCUAUGGAGUUGAGUUGGCCAUCAAGAACACUGAGUACAAAGCCGAAGAUGAUAGUAACAAGAAAACAGUUGAGGAUGUAGAUGAGGAAAACCUUCAUGGUUUCAAUUUUAAAUUACUCAAAGAACUCCAUCCUGAUGCUAAGGAUUCUCUUCAGAACUUUAGAAUGCAUUUGAAGGAAAUCGAAGAGCUUGCCCCAUUGAAGCAGUGGGAAAUUCAAGAUGUUGCGUUCCAGGCCGCUCAAAAAAUAAUCCGUGAAGAUCCAGAUCUUGCUGUCACAACUCUUAAAGAAUUAUCUCAAAACUUCCCUCUCCAUGCACGCACGUUGUCUCGUGAAGCUGUAGAUUCCAAGACCAGAAAAGAAAUCGAACGUAAUCAGAAAGAGUCAUUUGCGGAAAUUGGAAUCGAUGCUGGAGAAACUGCUCUUUUUUUGAACGGUAUCAAUAUGGAUCUUGACAAUUUGGAUAUGUUCCAAUUGGUCGAUGCUCUGAAGCAAGAAGAACGCUUAGCUAGUGGGUUCUUCAACAUGGGAUUCCGCCGGGAAUACUUAUCUAUACUUGUUGGUCUUGACUUGAGUGACGAAAAAGUCAACUAUGCCAUCGACUACAGAGAGUCAUAUCCUUUCUAUUUGAAUAAUUUGGACACAGACUCUCAAUAUAAACAAUGGGGAAACAGUGUUAAGCUCAUGCUUCAACCUUACUACCCAGGAAUGAUCAGGCCCAUCGCAAGAAAUCUGUUCACAUUGGUGUUUGUUGUGAAUCCAGCUGAAAAAGAAAGCAGAAAUCUCCUCCGCAUAGCUUUGUCCUUCUACCAGCAUGAAAUACCUCUUAGAAUCGGUGUUGUAUUCGCUGUUAACAAUGAGAAGGAUGUUAGUGGAAAAGAUGAUGCUGGUGUUGCCAUCUUGAACUUGUUCAACUUCCUUACUGUGGAUUCUUCUGUGAAAGAUGCUCUUCGUACUAUCAAUAAGUUGCUCGAUCAAUACCGUACGAGACCUACUAUUUCUGUUGAAGAUAUCAAAUCUUGGUUUGAAUCAAAUUACAGUGAUGCUGAUUUUGAGGAAGUUUUUGGUCCCAAUACUGAUUACGACAAAGGAAGAAGCGUUGGCGCAGAAUUCCUUGAGAAUACUGCCAUUGGUAAAGCUCCUCAAGUGUUAUUGAACGGUUUCCCACUUGAUCAAACUGGAAUCAAGGGUGACAAGUUUGAAGAAACAGUCAUGUUGGAAGUCAUGAAGAUUACCCCGAAAAUACAGAGAGCUGUUCAGAAGGGUCAGCUUACCGACAGAGUAAACGUUGGUAACUGGCUUGUCGACCAAAAGGACGUUAUGCCUCGUUUGAAUAAACGUAUUCUGGAUGCACCAUCAACUAAGAACUAUCUAGAUCUCACCGACGUAUCUCCGUGUAAGGCAAAAACAUUGGUCCAGUUCAACACUCUCACAAGCAAUGAAAAGAGUCAAUGCCUCGUUGAAAAAUCAAAAUAUCUCUCAAAGUCGGAUGAUGAAGCAACUCUUGCCAAUACUCUCUGGCUUAUUUCUCUUCUCAUGAACCCCAGUGAUAUCGACAAGGCUUGUGCUUCUGAUAGUAUAUCUUCACUGAUUCAUGCUGCUUAUCGCUUACUUCCUCUGAACCAAGCAAAACAGCUCAUUACUAAGCUGACGAAGGAAGAAUUCGUUUCUGAUAUUGUAUCUGGUAAAAAAACCAUCGAAGAUAUUGCAGUUGGUGGAAUGAAUGUCGCAAACUUCCAGAAAGAGAAAAAACUUCUGUCUUGUGAUAAGAUUAAGAUGGAACAAAAAUUCGCCAUUUCCGUUCUCGGACUUAAGCCAGGCGAUCGGGCAGUCGUGGCUAAUGGACUCAUUAUUGGACCUUUGAAUGAAGACGAGAAACUCACCUCAGCCGACUUCGGCUUGUUAGAAAAGUUGUUAGGUGCUCGUGGUUCUACCGUCAUUGCAUCUCAUGUUGAUAAAUGGGAAGUAGAUAAAGCCAACGGAAAAGCAUCCGAUGUCGUGCUGAGAUCCGCUGCAUUGAUUGGAAAGCAUUCCGUUGCAAAGAAAAGAACUUGGGUUGUUUUGGAGGGAGACGAGUUCAGCUCCGUUACUCUUGUUGCUGAUGAUCCGAAGAGAGCCACAAUGGAUGUCGUCGCCAUUGUUGAUCCUCUUUCUCGUUCCAGUCAAAAACUGGCUCCUAUAUUGGAAGUUUUGAGAAAAUCAAUCAACUGUGACUUGAAGAUUGUGAUGAAUCCUAAACCCAAGCUCAGUGAACUACCUUUGAAACGGUUCUAUCGAUACGUUGUAUCUUCGGAGUUACAGUUCGACCAUAAUGGGAAUAUUGCUCCAUCACAAGCCAGAUUCACUAACUUACCUUCUAAACAGUUAUUAACCCUAUCUGUACAUUCGCCUGAAGCAUGGAUGAUUGAAAACAUAUAUGCUCAAUAUGACUUGGAUAACAUAAAAAUGGAACAAGUCACUGACUCUGUGAAUGCUAUAUUCUCUUUGGAGCAUAUCCUUUUGGAAGGCCAUUGCUUCGAUGAAGUCUCUGGUGCUCCUCCAAGAGGACUUCAAUUUGUCCUGGGCACAGCUAGCGACCCAUCGCAGUUCGAUACUAUAGUGAUGGCUAAUUUAGGAUAUUUCCAACUUAAGGCAAACCCAGGCUCUUGGCAGUUGCGUCUCCGUGACGGAAGAUCAAAGGAUAUUUAUGAUGUUUCUAGUCAUACGAACACCGAAGGCGAAAUCGACGGAGCUAUUUCUGUUCUAAUUGAUUCAUUUACUGGCCGUGUCAUCCGCCUAAGAGUUUCAAAGAAGGAGGGCAUGGAGGAACGGAACUUACUUUCCGACGAAAACGAAGAAGGAGGAAUUUGGAACACUUUAAGUUCUAGUCUCGUCGGUGAGAAACACGAAACUAUAAACGUGUUCUCUCUGGCUUCUGGUCAUUUGUACGAACGUUUUAUGAGGAUUAUGAUUCUUUCAGUAAUGAAGAAUACUAAGCACCCUGUUAAGUUCUGGCUUCUCAAAAAUUAUUUGUCUCCUCAGUUCAAGGAUACACUCCCAAUCAUGGCCGAUCAUUAUGGCUUCAAGUACGAGCUAGUUGAGUACAAAUGGCCUAGAUGGCUUCACCAACAAAAAGAAAAGCACAGAAUUAUGUGGGGUUAUAAGAUUCUUUUCCUCGAUGUGUUGUUCCCUCUGGAUGUCCAAAAAGUUAUUUUUGUUGAUGCUGAUCAAGUUGUUCGGGCUGAUCUAAUGGAGUUGAUGGAGUUAGAUCUGGGAGGAGCUCCAUAUGGAUAUGCACCUUUCUGCGAAUCGCGUAAAGAGAUGGACGGGUACAGAUUCUGGAAACAAGGAUACUGGGCCAAUCACUUGGCUGGACGAAAAUAUCAUAUCAGUGCUCUAUAUGUUAUUGAUCUCCAUAAGUUCCGUCAAAUAGCUGCUGGUGAUAGACUUCGUGGCCAAUACCAAGGUUUGAGCAGUGAUCCUAACAGUCUCAGUAACUUGGAUCAGGAUCUACCCAACAAUAUGAUACAUCAAGUCAAAAUCAAAUCUCUACCUCAAGAAUGGCUGUGGUGUGAAACUUGGUGUGACAACAGUAGUAAGAAGAAUGCUAAAACUAUUGACUUGUGUAACAACCCUCAAACUAAGGAACCUAAACUUGAUUCUGCUUCUCGAAUCAUCCCUGAAUGGAAAGAUUACGAUCAAGAAAUCAAGGAUGUCAUUUCUCAAGGAGCCAGUGUUAAGAAACCAAAAGAUGAUGCUCAUCAAGAACUGUGA